AUGGUUGAUACAACAUCAAGCGUUGAGAGCUCUGCUGGAAAUACAACCGGCUCUAGCAGCACUCCAGCUAUGGAUUCAAAUCAUCCAUACUACUUGCAUUCAUCUGAUGCACCUGGAAUGGCAAUUGUCAACACUCCUUUUGAUGGUAGAGGAUAUCAGGGUUGGAAGAGGUCUGUCCUUAUUGCUCUUUCAGCUAAGAACAAGUUGGGAUUCAUAACUGGUCUUCAUUUUGUUCCUGCAUCUGAUUCUUCAGAUCUGCAACCUUGGAGUAGAUGCAAUGACAUGGUGACUUCUUGGUUGCUCAAUUCACUUUCAAAGGAGAUCGCGGACAGUGUUAUUUAUUCAAGGACUGCUAAGGAUCUGUGGACUAGCUUAGAGCAUAGAUUUGGUCAAUCUAAUGGUGCCAAGCUUUAUCACCUGCAAAAGGAACUCAGCAGGUUAGUUCAAGGGAAUUCUAACAUUGCAGGAUACUUCACUAAACUUAAGAAAUUAUGGGAUGAGUUGGACUCUUUCAACUCCAACGUUAGGUGCACUUGUGUGUGCAAUUGUGAAGGAAAACAAAAACUGCAGAAGUCUAUGGAUGAUGAGAGACUGAUUGAGUUUCUCAUGGGAUUAAAUGACACUUAUAGUCAGGCUAGAGGAAACAUUUUGAUGAUGAGCCCCCUGCCCGACAUUAAUCUUGCUUAUUCUCUCAUUUUGCAAGAUGAGAAUCAGAGGGAAAGUUAUAUGAGCCCAUUCAUGCCCUCUGAUUCCUCUUCAUCUUCCUUCAUGGCGGGGAAUAUCAACCAAUACAAAAGUAAACAACCCCAGAGGUUUCAAAACUCAUCACAACAAAUUGGAGGGCCUGUUCCCAGAUCAAACAAUUUUCAACAAUCACAAGGUAGUUUUCCCAGAUCUAACAACUUUCAGCAAUCACAAAAGGGACCAAGGCAAUUUCAGAAAUUUAAAGGGAAGAAACCAAAGUAUGAUCCUAAUGCUAUUUGUACACAUUGUGGGAAGACUGGUCAUGUGGAUGAUAACUGCUAUCGGUUGAUUGGGUUUCCUGAGGAUUUUCAAUUCACACAUGACAAAGGACAGUAA
Messenger RNA from Solanum verrucosum, 1080 nucleotides. RefSeq lists its product as uncharacterized. The transcript has a single exon. The record is from RefSeq and is a predicted model, not a curated record. Lineage: Eukaryota; Viridiplantae; Streptophyta; Magnoliopsida; Solanales; Solanaceae. Bases 1 to 1080 code for a protein of 359 amino acids. Gene Ontology annotation, molecular function: nucleic acid binding; zinc ion binding.